Molecule: messenger RNA, 711 nt
Organism: Diorhabda carinulata
Lineage: Eukaryota; Metazoa; Arthropoda; Insecta; Coleoptera; Chrysomelidae
Gene: endos
Product: alpha-endosulfine
Exons: 2
Coding region: 193-549 (118 amino acids)
Cellular component (GO): cytoplasm
Molecular function (GO): protein phosphatase inhibitor activity
Source: RefSeq, a predicted model, not a curated record
GUCAUUCUGUAUCGAAUUUUUGACAUUUUCGUAUACUUUAAUCUACUGGUUCCGAUUUUAACUAUUGUCUAUAAACAAUGAUGAAUUACUUUGUUUUUUGAGUAAAUAUAAAUACAUUUUUUACUUCUCGUAUCAACCUCAAAGUUUCUUGAAACACGCAAGAACAUUCGGCGGUGAUAUUUUCUAAUCAAAAUGAGUGAACAAGAACAACCUGUAGCUGAAUCUUUAUCUCCACAAGAGUUGGAGAAACAAGAAGAAGCUAAACUGAAAGCCAAAUAUAAUAUUGGUCCAAACCAAGGACUAGGAUUAAAAGCUAGUGGACAUUCAGCAUUCCUACAAAAACGUUUAUCGAAAGGUCAGAAAUAUUUCGAUUCUGGCGACUAUCAAAUGGCUAAACAAAAAUUCGGAAAUGUUGCUAAUAAAGCAGGCCUUCAACUACCCGGACCAAUUCCAUUUGUAGGUACAGGUGAAGCUAUUCCUACUCCAGAAAGUGUCCCAGUGAGAAAAACUUCUUUAGUACAACCAUCAAAAUUUUCAAAUAUUAGUUAGGAACACUAUUCUUCUGGAUUCUUUAUAAUAAGUACUAUUUAUGUUGAAUAUAUAAUUAAGUUUUUAUCAAAAUUUUAAUUAGUGUAUGGUGUUUGGAAUUAAUAACAUUGGUGAAUCAUUUACUAAUUAAAAGUUAAAUUAAAAAAAUUAAAAAUCUAGAAA